Messenger RNA from Asterias rubens (European starfish), 6385 nucleotides. RefSeq lists its product as uncharacterized. The record is from RefSeq and is a predicted model, not a curated record. Gene Ontology annotation, molecular function: protein binding. Lineage: Eukaryota; Metazoa; Echinodermata; Asteroidea; Forcipulatida; Asteriidae. The transcript has 2 exons. Bases 667 to 4467 code for a protein of 1266 amino acids.
UAAUGUUCAUUCCUUUCAAGUCGGCCCAACCAUGCACGUGUCCUACAGGCACUCCGAGCAGCGUGUGUCGACGUGAUUUGCCUGCCGUCCAGUUUGUCCUUUUCCCCCGGGUGAGACACGUUGCUGGAGAGUCGGCUUCGUAUAAAGGGAAGAGCUGCUGUCAUUGGAUUACGUCUCAUAGAGAGUCGCCAAAGUAAAUCCGACGUGAGUUGUUUCUCGUCAACAGCUCACUGCCUGAUCGCUCAUAUAUACCGUGUGCCGCUUCUUGUGUCAGCAUUCUAUUUCGUGCUCUGAAUCCAAGACUUGGACUGCAUAUUGAAGGAAACAUUGGGAUAAGACACACGGAUGCUUCACAUAAAUUCUUAACAGUGCGCAGCGACACCGAGCUUCGGGGAAAAUACAAGAAGAACUUUUGCGAAUUUCCGGAAAAAAUGUGAAGCCAAUGUUGAAGUAGAACCACAAACAAAACACCCUCCACCGAUGUUGUUUUGUUAAAAAAAUCAUUCCAAACUGUUUCUAAGUAUGUACUUGUAUGGUUUUUGGUGCGUCUGACCAGAUCAAAUUCGUUGGACAAUGUUUGCUGACGGACUAUGGCAGGACCCACUAUUGCUAAAAAGUGACUGAAAUAUAGGAAAGUUGCCCCUGGCAAGAAAGGAGUGGUCAAAAAUGGCGUCACAACGUUGGUGGAUCAGCACCAUGUUUGUUCUUGUCACCACCACUGGCUUUCGGGGGCAAAUCCCAGGUACCAUCGGGGCGUACGUACCCCGAAUAUCAAACGCUCUCUCCGAAUUCCAGUACUGUCUAGAAGACUGCACGUGUGACGAUUUCUCCCAGUCGGUGACAUGCGCGAACCUCGGACUUCCGGACAUCCCUUACUCGUCCGUACGCAACAACACCCGUGCUCUUUACCUACAUGGAAACAUGAUACAACCCCUGACAGGGCAAAGCAUUCGGAGGUUUCGUCAACUUCGCCUGUUGGAUAUUUCGGAUAACCACGUUUUCUUCAUUAGCGAUGAUGCUUUUGAAAACCAAGGCAAGCUGGUGAAGUUGAGUCUGAAGGGGAACAACAUGACUGUGAUUCCCGUGGGGGCGCUGUCCAAACUCCGGGCGCUUCGAGAGUUGGAUCUAACACACAAUCGCAUAUCGUUCUUGAGUCCGAUGAGCUUCGUGAAUCUGACCAAGUUGCAGAAUCUCUCCCUGGGCUGGAACGAGAUACACCUGAUCAGCGGGGAUGCAUUUAUUGGGAUGGACUUACUUCGCAUCUUGUCUCUUGAGAGCAACUUUCUGGACGAGAUGCCGAUUGGAUCAUUGCGGGGCUGUAACAGAUUAGAACACUUCUACGGGUCGAACAAUAACAUCGGUACGUUCGUCAAUGACUCGGAGACCCUCAGUCAGUUUAGCGCACGGAGCUGGUUCGAGCCCUCUGAACCAACAAGACUGCUGACGCUAGACCUCUCACACAACGUCAUUGAUAUUCUCUCCAAUUCGUGUUACCAGGGAAUGACCAGCUUGAUUUAUCUGGACAUGACCUUUAACUUCAUUCGAGAGUUCCAACUGGAUCUUGUCGUUGACCUGGUUUCGUUGGAUACGUUAAAGCUCGGCAAUAACCCACUGAGUACGUUACCACCAACCCUGCUCCUCAACAUGACCAACUUGAUGAACGUUGAAUUCCCAAACUGUGAGCUAUCGGAGAUACCCCUUGGGUUUUUUACGAAUCUUACUCAGAUACAAACAAUCGAUUUUACAAAUAAUGGGUUAUCGAACGCUGAAUUCAUGCACGCGGUUCACCAGUCACCCUAUCUCAGACACCUGUAUCUCGGGAGGAACUCACUCACAGAAUUGCCCGCUGAUGGCCUGACUGGAUUUUUUAAUCUACAAAUACUGGAUCUUUCUGAAAACUCUUUGACAAAACUGCCAAAUUUAGAAGGUUUGGAAUCUUUAGAAACGCUGGAUGUAUCUGAUAAUUUCAUAUCUAGAAUCGGACCGCAUGCGUUCCGCGAUACUAGAAUUGUCCAUCUUGAUUUCGCUCGCAAUGAAAUACAAAAAGUAUUCGAGUCUACAUUUAAUGAAAUUCCUGACCUUGAAGUCGUCAAAGUGAAAGGUAACCCAUGGGUUUGUGAUGAGUGUGGGCUUCAGUGGACGAUGGAUAAUCCAAAAUACUCGCGCUUGAUUUCAAGGCACAUUCUGUGCGCUUGGCCCACGGGUUGGAAAAACAUCAAAUUCCUAGAACAAGUGUUGUAUUAUAACUGGCGAUUGCCCGAGUGCACAAGUCGCCCGAAUAGACAAAGUGUAUGCAACCUAAUAGCGGCAUGGUUGGCCAUAUUGGCCGCCGUUGUUGUGAUAUUCUGGGCGGCAGUUUUUCACCGAGCACGGAGAAGGUUCCGAACGAGGAAACCAAGACAGCGUUUUCUUCUCUUCCGGAAUCCGAACGACACCAACGCAGGAUCAACCUGUACUACUGGUCAUUCCAAUGUGCGCUUUAAAGCACUGGACUCGGAAACAGAGAGUCUGGAAGACGACGAGACAACUUUCAGUCACUUGAAUCCCACCGUGCUGUGUAUUAGCGCGACUCAUCAAAAUUACACGAUGGUCACGAAAUGGACCGGCCACAUAUCGUGUCCCCUUUUCGGGACUUUUUUCACCCUUGUGGCCCUGACAGCUUUGAGUAGACUUGCUACAUGCAGGCCAGUCUGUCCACUGUUCUGCAAAUGUAACCUUGGAAUGUUUCUAAUUAACUGUACGAAUCAGGGCAUCAUUGGCAUCCCGGAGAGCGACAGUGAUGACUCCUUUUCCUGGGCUACAGUUUUCGUCUUCGAGCGAAACUCCAUCGCCAAGAUCGGCAGGACAGCCUUCGAUAGCUUACCCGGCCUCGUUGAAUUGUCCCUCGCUUUCAACGGACUACAAAGCAUCGAAAAUGGCAGCUUCCUCGGUCUUCAGGAACUGGAGCACUUGGAUCUAAGAGGAAAUCACCUAGUGGGGAUUCCAGCUGCACUCGGCGAUUUGCCUAAUCUUCGAGAACUUUCCUUGGCACAGAACAGUUUGUGGAAUUUGGAUGACGAGGCUUUCAAGGGGAUGGGUUCGUUAGAAAAACUGUAUCUGGACAACAAUAACAUCCACGUUAAUGGAACCCCUUUCAAAGGCUUGACAUCUCUUAGUGUUCUGACUAUGACAAGCAAUGCACUAACAGAGGAUCCAGUGGGCUGGUUUUUUAGUCCCAUGCAUGAACUCGAUCUUUCAGACAAUCAACUGAGUUUGACUACAGAAAUCUGGACAUGGUUCAAUAACUCUCAAGACACUCCAGUACCUCUGCGGUUUCUUAUUCUCAGAAGCAACCACAUUGAAUCCAUAGAGCGGGGAACCUUUCGCCAACUUUCGUUUCUGCAGGAAUUGGACAUCGGUAUGAACCAGAUUUCAUUUGUUGACGGUGAGGGCCUUCAUGAUCUUUGGAAUCUGGACUACUUCGCAAUUAAUGACAACUGGUUAGAGAGUCUUCACGAGGAAACCUUCCUGAAAACCACUUAUCUUGAGGUUUUACAACUGGAAAACAAUCAUCUGCAGAGUCUUCCGCUGGGGCUCUUUGGGAAGACCGAGCGUCUCGCCAGUCUGAAUGUUGCGAACAACAGACUCAAGAACAUCCAUGCCAUUACACAGGGGCAGCUUCCAUCCUUGGCAAAUUUAAAUCUCAACUAUAACUUGAUAUCGAAGAUCCAGGACGAUGGGUUCAGUCAAUCUACAAUGUUAUCCAGGCUCAUGCUUGCCGGGAAUAAACUCACGACAGUACCGAACAUAGCAGGUCAACUCUAUCUGGAUACCUUAGACCUCGGUAUGAAUUCAAUACGCAGUGUGCCAAAGGGCGCUUUCGACGGCACAGGUCUCCGUUUCAUCUUACUAAAUGACAACUUCCUGGAGACGCUCGAUGCCGAGCUGUUCAUGGAUCUCUAUGAUCUUCAACUCUUAAACAUUCGCGGUAACUCUUGGUGGUGCGACUGUCGUCUUGAAUGGAUACAAAGGUUACGUACUCUCACAGACCCUCCCAUAUGGGCGGAUGAAAUCAUACAAUUGGGACUUAUCUGCCAAAACCCUCCAGUAUACGACUCACAGGAUUUCAUGUACGAAGAUGUUUUGUUGAAUGGAUGCCCCGCAAAACUCGAUAGUUUGGCUGUUCUGGGCGUGCUAAGCGUAUGGUUCGGACUCGUGGGGAUCUUUGUUACGCGUAUGUGGGUGAAGAAGUUUUCGGAGGUCCGCAAAUUCAAGAAGGUUGGGAAGCGUAACUUCCGGUACAGCAUUCGCAAGACAAGGAAACGGCGCAACGGGGUCAUGAACAAUCACUAUUCUCUCCAUACAUUCGGUAGAUCAGACUCCUACACCCUGAUUCUACAAAACAAGGACAACGAUGACCAGGAUGGACCCAAUAAUAACGAUGGUCAUGAUGAAUGGGAUGAGGUUGCUCGGGUAACGACUGUGUAAUUCCAAAAAUGUACAUGUUCCCUGUUUCUAUAAACAGUAAUGAAUGCUAUCAACAUUCAUGCGCGUGACAUGGCACUAGACUAUUAUUUCGUCCAGCUUCAAUUUGGUUUCAAAAAGUUGGAAUGGAGUAAAAUCUAGAUAGCCACACUGUGAUAUAGUCUACAAAAAACUUUUUUCAUGAGUUUCUUUACGGAAGUUCUUAAAAGGCAAGAAAUUUAAUUGUAAAGUGGUUGUGAUGUAUGGUGGAGUUCUGUAAAACAGGAUAAGAUGUGCAUUUAUCUAUUGUAAAGGCACUUGAAACUAUUGGUACUUACUCCAAAAGCAAUUGACAUACUUGGUAACGAGCAAUGGAGAGUUGUUGAUAAUAUAAAACAUGGUUUGAAACGACUCCCUCUGAAGUUACGGUUGAGAAAGGGGUGAUUUCGCAUUCAAAAUAUUAAAAGGUUUUAUGUAUGUAGCCUUUUAUUGAUAUAGGCAUCUAUCACAACUUGUACAAGGGUGAUUUUCUUUCGUAAUUCUCUGGCAACUUCCAGAUGUAUGCAUUAUUUUUAUGAGAUACACAAAGUGAGAACACUGGUCUCUGACAAUUACCAAUAGUGUUCGGUGCAUUCGAAGCAAUAAACCAUUGCGAGGUAGAUUUAAAAAGAAAAUUGUCUGAUACAAUGACUUGAUUAGUAACAAUGUACCGGCCAUGAGAAAGUUGCUAUGUUAGCUUUGCGUUGUUUCACAAGAGACGGUGAACUGCCAUACGCAAUAAAUUGUUGAAGUCUGAGGAAUUCAAAUUAAAUCGCAAUCCUGUGACUAUUAAGCAAGUCACUGUACCAGACAUCAUUCAAACCUAUCGCAAAUGGCUUAUUGUACACCACACACAGCUAAAAUACAGCCGACUAAUAUUGCCAAAGGAAUUCUUCCCUUUAUCUGUCAAUUGUUUAAAAUGUGUACGCCCUGAACAGCCAUCUUUCUCUUAAUUUUUCUUCCAUUCAUAAACAAAUCCAAGCCAAACUGCUGGAAGGAAAAAUAGUAUGGUACUUUUUUGUGGUUCGAGACGAUAAAGUACCAGUAUCCAGAGACAUCUAUCAAGAAAAUAAGUAGUGGUAGGAAGUUUAACAAAACUUUAGGGUUUAAAGGUUUUUUCACAUUGCAGUUAUUCUUAAAUUUGUAUACACAAUCCAAAAAGGUCAUUGUUAUAUUCAUCAAUUAAUUAAUUAAUAUCAUUUUAUAGUUUACAGCGUUGAAGCUAGACUUGUGGACAAGUCGUUAACAUGUCUGUAGCGGUGAUAGCGAAACUGCCCUCUUGCUAUAAGACUGCUGCUCUGCGUCUGCUCUCACGACUGCGAUCAGACAAGAGUCGUGAGUGCAGUAUACUUGCACAGAGCAUGCAGUUGAAGCGUAAGUUGUACAUAUUUUUUAAAUUAUAAAAAAGCUGCUAUGAAAAUGUAACCAGAAUAUAAAGAAUUCAACAAAAGGAAAUAACAAAGGACGCAAAUUAAAAUUAUGGUGUUUUCAUGGAACCUCACUGUGUAAAGCAAAUGUGCGGUUUACCUUGGUGUAUUUAUAGUAAACUAGUACCUGCUUACUCAAACGUUUUAAAACAAACUCCUUGCUUAAAGCGUUAUUGUAAUUUCUUUAGAUUGUUUUGGUGAUUAAGUUUUUAUUAUCAUGGGCUUCCAUUUUGUAUAACAUAUAUAUUGUGAAAUAUAUUAUAUGCUAUUCUCAACGAUACGUUUAAAGUUUGCAACCAGUUUGAUUAAAGAUAAGUUGCAAAACAUAAUCAUUACAUCAAACUGUUUUUAUCAAGACCAUUUUUCUUUUCUGUUAGCAGCACUUGAUUUCCACUUAAAGCCAGUGGGUACUAUCGGUAAUUGUCAAACACCAGUCUUCUCACUUGCUGUAUCUCAACAUAUGCAUAAAAUAACAA